UGCGUCCUGUUUAAUAAUCUUCUGCGUCUCUUUUUAAACGUGAAGCUAAACUUCACAUUUUUAAUCUACCUCGCUUUUUUAUGCAGCGUUCAUUUCUCCUUCCAGGCCGACGUCAGGUGCCAAUGUCUCCAUCUCUGUCCAGAUCGGCUCCGAGCCUGCUCAACCACUGGUGGAGCCAGAUGAGGUUUCGCCUGCAGAACAAGAAAGGAUGGAACGAGAUGUUAAAUGAGACGUUUCUGCUGCACGCCAAAAUCAUUAAUGACACUCCUCUCUUCUACGCGGCGAAGAGGAACAGCGUCGACUGUGUGAGGAAGCUCCUCGGCUCCGCUUCCACCAACAUCUUCGAGAGAGGGGCUCUCGGGGAGACGGCGCUUCAUGUGGCGGUGAUGAACGACAACCUGGAGGCGGCCGUCGCCCUGAUGGACGGCGCCCCCGAACUCAUCAACGAGCCCAUGACCUCCGAGCUCUUCCAAGGUGUUACUGCUCUUCACAUCGCUGUGGUCAACCAGAACAUCAACCUGGUCCAACAGCUCAUCAAACGUGGCGGUGAUGUGUCCAACCCUCAAGUCACGGGCCUGUAUUUCAGGAAGAGGAUCGGAGGUCUCAUAUACUUUGGUGAGCACAUCCUGUCCUUUGCCGCGUGUGCUGGGAACGAGGAAAUCAUCUCCAUGCUGAUCGACGCAGGAGCCAGCACGCGAGUCCAGGACUGCAGAGGCAACACCGUGCUCCACAUCCUGGUUCUGCAGCCCAAUAAGAUGACGGCGUGUCUCACCAUGGACCUGAUCCUGGCCCGCGACGCCGAGAGGGACCACCCGGUGCCGCUCGACAUGGUCCCGAACUUCCGAGGCCUUACGCCUUUUAAAAUGGCUGCCAAAGAAGGCAACACCGUGGCAUUUCAGCACCUGGUCAAUAAAAGACGCGUCUUCCAGUGGAAUCUGGGUCCUCUGACAUCUCACCUGUACGACCUGACUGAGAUCGACUCCUGGGCCGACGACAAGUCUGUGCUGGAGCUCAUAGUGGUCAGCCAGAAAAGAGAGGCGAGGAGGAUCCUGGAGCUGACCCCCGUGAGGCAGCUGGUCAGCCUCAAGUGGGACCUGUACGGAAAACACUACUUCAGGCUGCUGCUGCUCAUGUACCUGCUCUACAUCGGGACCUUCACGCUGUGCUGCGUGUUCCGCCCCCUCAUGGACAUCCCAGGGAACUACACGCAGUCAGACACGGAUAAAACCAUCCGCAUACAGAAAGGACUCAAUGAGAGUUACGUGACACACGGCGACAAAGUGCGGCUGGCAGGCGAGAUCAUCAGCGUCCUGGGAGCGUUCGCCAUGCUGCUGCUGGAGAUCCCCGACAUGCUCAGAGUGGGGGCGAAGCGCUACUUCGGCCAGACUGCGCUGGGCGGCCCCUUCCACGUCAUCCUCAUCAGCUACGCCUGCCUGGUGGUGCUGCUGUGCGUCUUCAGGCUGUGCGAGGUGCAGGGGGAGGCCGUGGUGAUGUCCGUGUGCCUGGUCCUCGGCUGGUGCAACGUCAUGUUCUUCGCCCGAGGGUUCGAGAUGCUCGGCCCCUACGUCAUCAUGAUACAAAAGAUUUUAUUUGGGGACCUGGCAAAGUUCAUGUGGCUGAUAGUGAUUGUUCUCAUAGCCUUUUCCACCUCCCUGUGGAUGGUGUACAUGACCCAGGAGCCUGGCUCCCUCCCUGCCUACACCUCCUUCCCCAUCACUCUGUUCUCCGAGUUUGAGCUCAGCGUGGGCCUCAUCGAUCUGCCCGUGGACCAGACCAUCUUCACGCCCCCCAUCGUCAACGUGAUGCACGUCGCCUUCUCCAUAGUCUCCUACAUCCUCCUGCUGAACCUGCUCAUAGCCAUGAUGAGUGACACGCACUGGAGGGUGGCCCAGGAGAGGAAUGAACUCUGGAGAACUCAGGUGGUGGCCACGACGCUGAUGCUGGAGAGGAGGCUGCCGCGCUGGCUGUGGCCGCGGCUCGGCAUAUGUGGGCUGAACUACGGCCUGGAGGAUCGCUGGUUCCUCAGGGUCGAGGACAGAAACGACCCAAAGAUGCAUAAGAUGAGGCGAUACAUCAAGGCCUUCGCCAAAGACGAUAAGAACAAAAGCAAAGAUUCUGAGAAGACCGACGCGAAGAAGGGCUCCCCCGGCCUCAGGUCUAAGAGCAGCGGAGGGUUGAACUCCGUCGGGAGGCUCUCGGGGUGGCAGCUGAUUCGCCUCAGCGCUCUGGGCUAUGAAAUGGAGAAUCAGCUCCAGGGCGGGGAGGACAUUUAACGCCUGUGCACUGGGACAUUGCCUCUGAGCCGCCGGUGCCUUUUCUAAGGCCUCAGGAUAUUUCAGUUUUUCUGUGUAGUCCACAAUGUAAUUAUUUCUUCAGUAUUAACAGAAAAGAGUGGAUUAUUUUUCUAGUCAUUAAGGAACGUGUACUGUAGCAGAUAUAUUUUCUAGGCUUAAAGUAAAGGGAACAUAGACGAUUAAGCUGUGUAGUAUAUUUUAUGAGCAUAAAAAAGGGAUUAGACAAAAUGACUGGCCUUAAUUUCUGAAGAGAUCGUACAGCAGAGCAAUACAGUAUAAAAUGUGUGUCAGUGUCAAACUAUUUGCUACAACACUGCAAGAAAAUACAAAAAUCUAAUUCAGUUACUUAAACAACUGAUUGUCUAGGAACGUUAUGGUCCUUCGCUGGAUGCUAUUGAUUUAGACGCGAGCUAAACGGACAGUUUGGAAUGUCUUCGUCUUCUGUGCUUCCUUCGCUUCAUCUGCUGCUUCAUGUGUCAGAACUGCAGCUGACAGAUGAAGUAGGUGUAGGCUUGGCAGGACGCCUU
Molecule: messenger RNA, 2821 nt
Organism: Betta splendens (Siamese fighting fish)
Lineage: Eukaryota; Metazoa; Chordata; Actinopteri; Anabantiformes; Osphronemidae
Gene: trpv6
Product: transient receptor potential cation channel, subfamily V, member 6
Exons: 16
Coding region: 81-2273 (730 amino acids)
Biological process (GO): calcium ion import across plasma membrane
Cellular component (GO): membrane
Molecular function (GO): calcium channel activity; protein binding
Source: RefSeq, a predicted model, not a curated record